CGAGUCACCAUCACACACACACAAACCACUGUGUGGGCGUUGGGUCGCAUCUUGGCCAAGGACACGGACAUGUGGACUGUACCAACCGGGGAUCUCCCUUUUUCCCCCCGUCCAGCAGCAUAUCAUUAUUUGGGAAAUGUCAUUGGCUAAACGAUACGCCAUCAUCAGAACAAUCGGUUGCAAUUGGCUCAGCUUUUACACGUCAGAAGAGGGGCGGGCUCUUUCCAACAACAAGGUGCCUCGUUGGCUAUUGCAGGCUGUGGACAGCCCAUGCCAGCUCCGAUUGGGUCAAGUUUAGAUUGACAGCUCUCUUGAACCAAUAGGAUAUGGCUAUCCACCAUUGGCUGAGAUUGCGCAACAGCUGACAGUGGCUAUUCGUUGGUGUAAUAGCGUGUUUUCUCUGAUUAUGUUUCUGGAUCGGAUCGUCUGGACCUUUGACCAUGUACCAACACCGUCUUGUUGGAAUGUUUUUGAUCUGUGGAUUAAUAUGUAGCUUCUUAGAUGGAACCUGAUGUUUCAGUAGGAACCAAAGCUUCUCUUCAUUAUCCAGUCAAGUCCAACAUGGCAGAGAGGAGAGCGGUCGCAGCGGCGGCGGCACAGCCGGACUUCCUGCAGUUUAAUGAUCUGGCCUGUGAGACGGUCGGUGGGAGGGUGAUCUUUGCCACAGACGAGUGGUUCGCUCCUGCUGCCAAUCUGCUGAAGCGAGAGGCGCCGGAGUUCCUCCCGACGGCCUUCACCGAGUUCGGGAAGUGGAUGGACGGCUGGGAGACGAGGAGGAAGAGGACGCCCGGUCACGACUGGUGCAUCGUGCAGCUGGGCGUCCCGGGGCGGAUCCACGGCCUGGACAUCGACACGUCCUUCUUCACUGGAAACCACUCCCCCUUCGUCUCCGUGCAGGCCGGCUCUCUGGACCCCGCCCCCCCCCUCAGCCUGCAGGGCGACCGGACCGGCAUGGCCGCCUCUGAAACACAGCUGUCUGCUGUCGCCAAGCUGGGCUCGAAGGCGUGGCCAGAGUUGGUGGGUGUGUCCGAGCUGAAACCUGGAUACUGCGACAGUUGUCAUAACUACUUCAAGGUCAACUUCAAACACAGAGUCACACACCUGCGUCUCAACAUGCAUCCAGAUGGGGGGAUAUCCAGACUACGUGUGUAUGGCGUCGGGCAGAGGGACUGGUCGUCCGUCUCCACCAACCAGGAUGUCGACCUGGUGGCUCUGACCAAUGGGGGAGUCUGUCUCAGCUACAGCGACGCCCACUUUGGCCAUCCACGCAACAUGAUUGGACUCGGCCGAGCUGCCAACAUGGGGGACGGAUGGGAAACCGCUCGCAGGCUGGACAGACCCACACACCUGAAGGUGGACCAGCGGGGGAUCCUGGAGGUGCCCGGCUGGGAGUGGGCGGUGUUUCGUCUCGGUCGUCCCGGAGUGAUCAGCAGCAUCGAAGUUGACACCAACCACUUCAAAGGAAACUUCCCGGACUCCUGCAGGAUUGAGGCAUGUUCUCUGACGCCUGAGGACGAGGCUCAGAGCACCGCCACCAGGUGGAGCUCUCUGAAAUGGCAGAUCCUUCUUCCCCCUCAGAAACUCCGUCCUCAUCACAGACACCUCUAUGGUGAGGCAGAGCUGAUGCUGACUCGGCCCAUGAGCCACAUACGCUUGGUCAUCGCCCCGGACGGAGGGGUCAGCCGGCUGCGGCUCUGGGGUCGACCUGUGCGGAUCACUGCAGCUUCGACCAAUCAGCCGACAGCUAAUUCCAAACUCUGAAACACAAACAGAGGCUUCGACCCGCAGUUUGUUUAGGAACAAGUAAAACACAAAGCCACAUGACAGCCUGGUGGUCUUCAUACAGAAACCAUCUCCUGGGACAUCAAACAACUUUCCAGCUUCAUAUUAAAUCUUUCCUCCUCAGUCAAACAAGAGUUCAUUGAGUCUAAACUUUGAUAUUUGUAUAUCUGUUUCCCCUCUGAAAACAAAUUAAAUGAAUAAGAGGAGAUUAGCUCCAUGGUUUCAUUCUUUAACACGUGUUUUAAACCAUCGAGAAGCUGGAGAGGAAGUGACGCUCCACCAGGCGAGAGGAUUCUCACCUGGCCUGGAGAGAGAGUCUGAUCAAGUAAUCCAGAAGCUCCUAUGAUUCAUCAUCUGCAGCUCUGCAUAUUUGUGAAUAUGAGACCAUACAGAUCAAAUGUGAUAGAUUGUCUGAUGGUGAAGGUUUAGGUGUGGAGCUAUGGAAUGUCCUCACUAAGAUAGAAGUACAAACGUGUCUGUAUGUGUGAGGCCCACACAAUUGCCUUUAUUUUGAAAUGCUGUCAGGUUUCCAGCCUCUAACGAUCAAUUAUCAGACUCACUUCCCCAUCCCUCCUUGACCUUUGACCCCACACCACUGAGAACCACAGUGAAAACAAACGGGCAUCUUGGUUGAGAUGAGAAGAUCAUUCUCUUGAUUCAAACGGAACCAAUAAGUUUUAAAAACGUAUAUGUAAUUAGAACAUCAAAUUCUGCUUCAUUUUUAUUUACUUGUUUAUUAGUUUGAAUACUGACAGCAGACACACCAUAGUCAUCCAUUUCCUAUUUGUAUACCUGGUCCCAAAUCAAUGAUUCAAAAGUCCAAAGGUUCAUCAGGACAUCCUGUUUGUUCACAACGUAGACAGGAAGAAGGCCAAGGAAGGACCAACCCAACAGGAAACCUGGUCCAGGUGGAGAACUAGGAGCUGUUUCCAUGAUGAUCACUAACUGAGAAGAGCGUUAGCCUAGACAUCCGUAUUGCAUAGCACAGCGCCCUCUGGUGGUUGUUGCUCUGUUGCUACUGUCCUUCUGCAUCAUACACUGACUCAGUGACGAAGGUGCCAGUCAAAAUCUUUAAAACAAAUGAAAUUAAAAUGUUAUCACCACGUCUCGGAGCGCUGAAGUCCCAAAUGUUUGACUCUUGUCGAGGGUUAAGAGCCGAGGACUUCGCACCUUGUUCAGAUCUAUGAGACAAACUGAUUUGUGAAUUUGGGAAAUAAAAAAAAGAUGUGAUGA
Molecule: messenger RNA, 3015 nt
Organism: Platichthys flesus (European flounder)
Lineage: Eukaryota; Metazoa; Chordata; Actinopteri; Pleuronectiformes; Pleuronectidae
Gene: allc
Product: allantoicase
Exons: 12
Coding region: 502-1761 (419 amino acids)
Biological process (GO): allantoin catabolic process
Molecular function (GO): allantoicase activity
Source: RefSeq, a predicted model, not a curated record